Messenger RNA from Astrephomene gubernaculifera, 5338 nucleotides. Lineage: Eukaryota; Viridiplantae; Chlorophyta; Chlorophyceae; Chlamydomonadales; Astrephomenaceae. The record is from the annotation of a GenBank genome assembly.
UAUUUAAUACAGCUCUUACAAGCAUUUGUGCCAUUUUGGUAUGACCUGACCAGUUCUGGAACGUCAAAGCUUGCCAUUCGCAAAACAUUGCAUUACUCUGACCACUGAAUAGGAAGACCAUUAUAAGAGCUUCUCUUAAAUAAGUUAGGGAUUACGUAGCUUUCGCGUUGACUUCAAGAGUCACUAGUUUGACGCGGUUUGGAAAUGGAAGACACUCGUGCUCGCUGGGACCGUGCUUUCCAGGAAGCUGUUGAUUAUGAUACUUGGGGCCAGGUUGAGGAGGCCCUAGAAGGCUACCAGCGACUUCAGGUCGCCGCUGCUGCGGAGUACGUAGAGAACGUGCUGCAGCUGUCCCUCGCCCGGCGAGACGGCAUCGGAAAGCUAGCGACGGCGCUGAAGUACCGCAUAGAGGAGCUGUCAAAGGGUGCGAAUCGGCAUGUGGGUCUGACCAGCAUGAAGACCCUCAAGAAGUACAUGAAGGAGAUCAUCGUCUCGGACGCCGCCUUCCCGCUUCCGCACAUCCAGCCUGAGGGGACCAUCACUGCGAGCCCAGUGGCGUUCGGCGCACCGGCUGAGGUACGCGCGGACGCGGAGGAGGAGGCGAUCAUGGACGGCGCCGACGGCACGCUGCGGGCGCCGCCCUCGCACAAGAAGGGCGACAUGAGCCUCAUCAUCUUCAUCGACAAAUGGAGCUUCAAGGACGCCAUGUCCUUCCUGGAGCCGCGGGUGGCGGUGUCGGUGCGGGACGAGAAGGGGCAGGCGUUGGAGGCGGUGCAGGAGACCCCGGUGGGGCGGUGUAACGUGAGCAACGUGGCGUUCGAGAACACCAUCUACAUCCAGACACCGCUCAACACGCUGUCGGACCGCGCCGCCAUUUUCUUCGAGUUCCGACACUUCAAGGCCAAGAAGAACAAGAAAAGCGUCAAGGCGUACUGCUUCAUGGAGAUGGACGAAAUCAAAAACGGCCCCGUCACCCUAGAGGUGUACAAGAAGCCCGCCAACUACAAACGCAACAAGAAGCCCUCGCUUCUCAGCGUCAAGCCGCUUUACCUGCACCUGGAGCUCACCGUACAGACCAGGACCUAGUGUUCUACUCCCAGGUCGACAUGCCGUACCAUGCCGUACAAGUCUGUCAUGUCGUACAUGCGUGCCAUGCCGUACGCGAGCAUGGAGGGGUGGUUGGUGGGGAGGGAACCAUGGAUACCAUGGGGAGGAUUGGUGUUGGGACGCGUUGGCGCAACGGGUAUUGCCGGGUGGCUUUAGGGGAGUGUUCAAUGCGCGCAAUCCAUUAGGACGGUCGGCUUGCUAGCCAUAAUCCGGAGCGGCAAGUUGGCGGCAUGAGUCGAGUUGCCGUCGUUGGCUUCCGGUUGCGGUUGUCAGGGGUCAGCUGGCGGUAUGACAGUCGCACGUGGGGAUGGGGAGCUCAGUAGGCCGGAUGCCUUCUGUGACUUGUUCAUGAGGUGUAGGUGUGAGGGCGGUGGACACCGGGUUGCGUGUGUGCUUACUUUUGACGGGGUGUGCGUGUGCAUGCUUGAGGGGUCAGUUUGCGCAAAGGAGACGAGUGAUUAGCCCCUGGCCUCAAUUUGUCACAGAUUCUUGGACACAACUGUUGGGUGCGGUAACAGAAUGGCGUCACGUUUUCGCCUAAGCAUGCAGCGCAAGGUGAUCUACAGGGGUGAUCAACAAGCCGAUGGUCAAAAGCACAUGAUGCUGGUGCCGUACACCGAUAUUGCUGGGCUUCAAGUGAACUGAGCUGGAUAGAUGUACUGACCAUAGCUGUGUAUAAGUGGGAUUGCAGCGUGAGGGUCUACCUGAGGCUUGGGCCCCACGAGACGGAUAGCUUUAUCGUAGCGACGUUGUGGAGCGGGAGACUGCUGCGUGCUUGCAAAGGUGGUUGAAGGGGAAGGUGAUAGGUCAAGUUGGGUGUUUUGAGGAGUAGACCUGCUUCCGCCUGCCAUGUAGCGUACGUGUAGAGACUACGGACAUGUGGAAGGUGUUGCGAAGGGUGAAGCAAGGCUCUGCUGCUCUCUUCGUCAGCACUGUUUACGGCUGGAGUAUCCUUGCAGGUUAUAAACUCUUAUUUAUUUGGGUUCCUAGGAGUAGCUCAUAUUCUGUCCGUAAAAUGAAUGGAAUGGCGUCAGGAUUUGUAGGAUCUGUGUCCCAUCGCCGUACAAGGACAGAGUCGCUUUGCCUUACCUACUCAGGUAGCAAUUUUUGGCUUCUUGCUUACUGCUUAAAUUUAUCUGCACUACCCGUAGUUGAACUUUUCGGAAGAGCGAGCCUUUUUGAACAAUCGCCUGAGAGCUUUCUUCCGCGGACCGGCCUUUGGAAUGUUUGUUAGGGUUGGAGUUUACCGAUGAGUCGCUCGUGUACGCAAGGGCUGGUUGCCAGCAACGCGACAGCGCUUCGGCCAGUAUGUGGUGGCAUUAGCCGGACCCACAAGGAACCAGUGGAGCACGCUAACUUGCGAGCGACAAGUCAUUACUAUGCUUCGACUUCACAGUGUGCAGUUUCUAGUAUGUCACGCCCUAGACGGCAAUGCUCAAGGGCGUCGCGACGAAGGGUGGCGACUAGAGCACUGUUUGAUCCGCCACCCUUUCGGCCGGAGAAGCUCGCGGUCAUGCUUGCAGCUGGGACGACUGUCCAUGAACCGGCCCCGCCCCUUAGUCGAAAGUACACCCUUACACAUAACGACAUUACUGGCAGCUUACGACUUACAAUAGGCUCGGACUACAACGAAAAACAGAUCUCAGGUUUUUACACACGCUUGCUGCGCGAUGAAAUCGUCGCGGAGUGGGUGAACAUAGGAUCUUCGGGGUUCGCGCUCCACGUGUACUGCCACGUCAGCGGGGAGGAGAGAUGGCUUGCUCCGCCCUUGUUACGCAACUACAUAUUCCGCCGAGAAUUGCCGCUGGUGCUCGACACCCUGGUCUACGCUGACCGGCAGCUACUUGCCGCUCAGCCCGAGCUCUCCCGGGCGCAGGUCUACGUGCACUUCCAGUCCAAAGUCAAGGAGCUGGACACGGUGGAGUAUUGGGGUGUGCUGGGCGACCGGGGCACCUGGCGCAAGGGGCCCACCUCCAUCCUGCUGCGCCUCAUAUACGCGGUGGUCGGCUGGCCGCCCUCCCUGGAGCCCCAACCCGCGGACCUGUCCGUGGACCAGCCGGCUGUACGGCGAGAUGUGGAGGCUGCCGUACGGCAACAACAGCAGCAGCUACAGCAGCAGCGGUUAUCAUGGGAGCAGCAGCGGUUAGGACAGGAGCAGCAGCUGCUGCCGGUGCUACCGCUGGUGGCCCAAGCAGCAGCAGGCGACCAGGAGCAGGGGCAGGGGCAGGACGAUCUGCGGUUAACGCAGCAGGGGUGGCAGCAGGGGUUGGCACCGGGGUUAGUCGCCAGGGUGGCGUUAGCGCCGUUGGAGCAGCAGCAGCAACAACGGGACCAGCAGUGGCAGGGGCAGCAGCAGCAGGGGCGGCCGUCGGGGCAAGGGGCAGGCAACCCAGGGGCGGUGUGCGUGCCGCCAGACACGCCCCUGACAGCUGCACCGGCUGCUGCGAUGAGACAGGUGGGCGGCGGUGUGGCGCGAACCACCAUCGGUACCGGCAUCCGAAUGCCGGCCGCGGGGGAGGCGACGCCGCCGUCGCCGUUGGAAGAGCCGUUGCCCUCCCUGGCUGGUCUCGUGCGGUGUAGACAGCAGCAGCCGGGCGGCGGGUUGGGCGUUGUACGAAUAGAGGGUGAUGGAGGUGGCGGAGGACUUGGCAGCAACAGGUGGUUGCGUGAGGAUGGGCUUUCGCUAAACAGCAAUGGCCACAGGAACAGUUGCGGCAACGGCGGUAGCGGUGGCAGUGGCAGUGGCAGCUGCAACGGGAAUGGGUUGGCCUCCUCCUACUCCUCGAGCAAUGGUGACGGAGCCCCGUGCGUGUUAGUGCCGCGCAACAGCGCUCACAUCAGCUGCAGCAGUCAGGUCAGCGGCAACGGCAUUGGGUUACGGUCGCAGCUGCAGCCAGGAGGUUGCAGCAACGCAGAGCUGCGGCCUGGCGAGGCAAACAGCCUCCGCACGAACCAUGGCAACGGCAGCAGCGGUAGUAACGGUUAUAGGACCUCUUGUGCUGCCUAUGCCAAUGUGCCUACGCCGGCUACUGCUGCUGCUGCUGCACCCCACGCGGCCGACCAAAAUGACCUCCGGCCCCAUGCAGCUGCAGCAGCAGCAGCCCAAAGCGAGUUCCACGACGAUCAGCAACAGCACCAGCAUCCGCAGGCUCCACUACGACAGGAGCAGGACCAGUGGCAGCGCCCAGCCUGCAUGCAUGUGGAUGGAGUGGAAGAGGAGGUAGCGGGAGCGCUGGGUGUUGCUGUUGGUGUUGAUUCCGAGCAUCAGCUGCAGCAGCAGCAAUCUCCGCUUGCAAGCCUGCCAGCGCCGCUGCUGCCAGCAUGUCGGCCACACCGGCCGCCAACCACAAACAGUCCUCGCCAGGUCGUGGCGAAUGGUGUGUCAUGCGGCCGCCAGGAACAGCCGGUGGGGGAACGGCAGCAGCAGCGGCAGCGGGGAGAGGAGGAAGAGGGUGGGAACGAGGUGCAGCAGCUAAAUCGGGAAGCUGUAGAGCCGUCCUGCGCCAGCAGGUUACAAUUGGUGGUGGAUCGAGGGCCACCCGAACUUGUGUCUGCUGCUGUUGGUGCGGGUGUUGUUGUUGCGGGUGGUGUUGUUGCAGCGGUUAUGGGUCACCCGUCUUAAGGGGAUUAGAUAAACUGAGCCGCGGAAACACUUAGGGGGAGGUUGUCUGGAAGAGAAGAGAGAAGUGAAACGGGGAGGGGAGCGUGGAGAGGGAGGUCGGCGAUCGAGAGGUGUUGAGGGUGGGAGCGGAGGCUGGUGUGUGUAUUAAGAAAACUGGGCUGGUGUGUGUGUGGCGUGCGAGGAGCGAUGUUGUGGUGUAACUAUAUGGUGGUAGUAGUAAUGCUAGGAGUGCUAGGAGGUAGGAGCUUGCUAGGAGAACCGACUAUUAGACAGAGCUAAAGACGCUGUGUUAAGAAAACUGGCCGCGAGGAGGGACAUAGACUUGGAGUCGCUGUUUGUUAAGAAAAUGGCCGCGAGUAGAACCUACGCGCUGUGUGCGUGUGUGCGGGUGGUGUGUUGGCACAGCUCGGAAACUAGGAUGUGCUGGUAGGUGACUGGCUUGAUCCGCUCUCUCCUGGUCACUGCAAACCAGACCAGAGAGGGAUGUAGACGCAUGAGGGGGCAUGCAUGAGCGGGCGUGGGGUGCGUUGAGGCGGUGCCUAGUUGCCUGCUCCACAUCGGCUACUGUGUUUUUACGGCAGCGCUGGGUGACACGAGAGGCGAGGCGGG